Amoebophrya sp. A120 is the source of this 3170-nucleotide messenger RNA. The record is from the annotation of a GenBank genome assembly. NCBI's taxonomy places the organism in Eukaryota, Dinophyceae, Syndiniales, Amoebophryaceae.
AGGGUAGAAGAUUUUUAAAAAAAAAUUUCUUCUGUGACUGAGCAUUACACUCGGACUCGUGUUAAAUUUAGAAGUACUUAGAACAUGAACAACCACAACAAGCACAUCGAUCUCCGUUUCCUUCACGAAAACCCGCUCCAGGAUACUGAUUUUCGUUGGUGGAAGACCUCCACGACAACACUCAGUCACCGUUCAUCCUGAAGAACCGCAGUAAAAAUAACCGUAUUGCAUACCACUCUUGUUCUUUCGUUGGUUUGACCACGAAAGAGUUUGAGUUUCAUCUCAACAUCUUAAUCUUCACAAAUCUUUACUCUAUCACCAAAAAACCGAAGAAGUAGAAGAAUGAGUGAGUCGCAGGCGGUUCGCCGCAGCGACAGCACGUCGCUGCUGCCCGGUUCAUCCCUGACGAGGAAGGGGAUGCUGCGAUUGUCCGUAACAGCCUACGAAUUGUCCUCCUUGUUACCGAUGCCAGGGGAGGACUACAACCACGACAAUUACCACUCGUUUUUUCCGUUCGUUUCCGCGGCCCUGCUUCGAGGGCAAUUGAAAGAACAACACCUCUUCGCCAGUUCUACUACGGCAAAAACAACUUCAGGGGUGCAGAUGAGAAGUUCCAGGACGGAGAAAACGUUCUUGCAGCAGCGGCGGAAAAUGAUAAAAACACAAACACAAACAGAAAAGAUUGCGUCGAUGGUAUCAAAGAACACCGUGCACGACAAGGCUGGAAGAACACAAAAAGUCGACGACAUGCCUUCGCCCGAAUAUCUACAUUUUGGUUUGCUUUCGGACAUCCUCGACAUUGAGCAGAACGGCCAGGCCUACUGCGCCGGCUUCGACCAGGGAGAUGCCACGGCUUGUAAUUCCGCCCAAAUUCCGGCGGAUGUGCUCGGUAACGAUUCCGACCACGCCGUUGACGAGGGGCGCGCCAAUUGCCGGUGGGAUCUUCUUCAGGAUGCAGAUCACGAUCAAGUUCCGACUUGCAACUUCGACUACACUGCUCCUGCAUUUCUCAUCAAUUCGCUGAACGAUUUGGCGGCCCAGAUUCGUGCGCAACACUCUUUGCCCGUGUCCGACUCCACGCCUGUACAAGCCCUUUACAUUCAGCAAAUUUACGAGAAGGGCCAAACCUACUGUGCGGACGCCAGCCGGGUUUCCGACCAAGCCAGCUGCGAAAGUGCGGUGAUUCCUCGCGGUGACCUGGACCCAGACACUGAAGCGGCCGCCGAAGGACGCGCGAAGUGCAUUUGGAAUGCAGUCUUAUUUGCGGGAGGAAUGCCACCAUGCAACUUUCAGUACGCCCCCUCCCAGACGAUCCUGGAUGUGAUGGACGCGGUGUCUGAAGUCGUGCUGGCCACCACACCAAGCCCAGGCGGUGGAGAAGACGAAGACGUGGUGGAUCCACAGGAAAUUUGCGACAUGGGAAGAGCGAACCCGAGUUCGUGCAAGGACGCGAUCCAGCCCAGUUUUGGGGAAGUGCUUGGCGGAGCGUGUGUUUUCCACACAACCCCGUUCGGGUCUUCAAGCGGAGGAUUCCAAGAACAUUGCACUUUUGUGAAACAAGGUGGGGCUUCGCGAUCGGAUCAGUUGUGCAACGUGAUUGAGGAAUAUGAGAGUGCAGAACAACACCUACACCCCCUCUCCCUCUUGUCAUGACUUGUCAUUGUCAUUCAGCUACAACUUGAAUGUUGCCAAGAACUUUUAACACUAACUUACUCCGUGUCGUCCGCGUCGACUCGUCUGCUCUUUGCGCCCAUAAGUGACACCGGUUGCGUCUGCGUGACAGGGUCUUCUGGCAGCGAAAGCAGUACUUGUAGUGCAGUCCCCCUGUGUGGCCUUGUUAAAUGUUCUACUUCCUGUAAGACCUGCACUCUUGUAGUUCUAGUUGCCGACCACGCUUGAUCUACUUCUUUUCUUUUUUGGUAUCGCUAGUCUUCGCACUCUGCAAAAGAUGAAGAUGAGGGGGAGCAGCAGUUGUGCACUCUCAUAACGAAGAAGAAAACUGCCACAAUACAACCGUCGUGAUGAGCCCCAUGAGGCAGCAAGAAUUCAAGUGCUUCUGGUACAAGUACAACGAAGUUUGCUACCACGACGGCGUGGUUACCAUAUCGCCGCAGCCUGGAGCGCCUAGUACCACCAGUGCGCCGCCGACAACGGAGGAUCCGCAGAAGAGGUGCGACAUGGGAAGUGCGGAUUCGGUUUCGUGCACCAACGCGAUCCCGAUCGCCGAGCAGUUUCAGUUCGGCGGAAAGUGUGUUUUCCACACAACACCGUUUGGGUUGAGCGGAGGGCUGAAAGAGCAUUGCACUUUUGUCCAAGACGAGUCCCCUGGGACAUCUUCGCCGCCGGACCAGUUGUGCAACGUCAUCGAGGAAUAUGACAUUACAGAACUCGUCGUGACCCCCUCCUUCUUUUGGCAUGAAAUGCAAAUCAGGAAUGUCAAUAUGAAUAUUUUGUUUAUGUUACCGGUACGAACUACUCCAAUGAACACCAACUUCGCAUGUACGCCUCCGCCCUGUAGCUGUACUGCCUAUUGCUAGUGGGCCCGCAAUAGUAAUACAUUGCGUGACAGGUAGUUCUGACAGCGAAAAGCAGUACUGCAAUCCUAUGCGUGCUUGCCAUGUAAGACCUGCACUCCUGCCAACUCUUCUAUUUUUGGUGUUCCUGUCCUGCAAAAAAUGAAGAUGGGGGGAGCUGUGUACUCUCAUAAGGCAAAAGAAAACUGCCGCGAAACGACAGUCGAGGGGAUUGGCUCAGCGCCAAGCCACACAAUCAUGUGCAUCUGGUACAACGAUAACGAAGUCUGCCGCUACCCCGACGGCGUGGUUACAACCAUAUCGCCGAAGCCUGAAGUGCCUAUUAUCACCAGGGCGCCGCCGACGCAGGAGAAGCCUGAAAAAGAUGAAGCACCACUGCAUCCCUCCGUCGGCGACGACGACAAGGUCAAGAUCGAGGUCCACCGCAAUGUUCACUCCGGUGACCUUGACACGCUCGGCAACGACGUUCUUGACCAGGGCCACAAGAAUGACCACGUCCCACUGCCAGACAAGAACAACGUCGACCAAAAGUCUGGUAUAAUUGCCAGAACUCCGGUGGAGUACUGCCAGCAGUGGAAGACAAGGGAAACUUGCGUUGACGAGAGUAACGAAGUGGGGGAGCUGCAGCAAUCGUGA